This is a messenger RNA of Elgaria multicarinata webbii, 3539 nucleotides long. RefSeq names its product zinc finger protein 512B (gene ZNF512B). Lineage: Eukaryota; Metazoa; Chordata; Lepidosauria; Squamata; Anguidae. Bases 69 to 2297 code for a protein of 742 amino acids. The transcript has 17 exons. Gene Ontology annotation, molecular function: zinc ion binding. The record is from RefSeq and is a predicted model, not a curated record.
UGAGCUGUGCGCGCCCGGGGCCCCCUUGGAGAGAGCGAGGAGAGCGCGCUGCCUGCCCGCGCCGAGCCAUGGCAGAUUCAUAUUCUUACCGAGUUGGAAAGAAGGUGGCCGGAUGCAGCAAGACCAGCGCAGACAAAGACAGCCACAAGGCGGAGAUGAAGAUCAACCCAGCAUAUGAGCAGUCAAGGCUGGGAAAUGCAACCAAUGAUAAAACAGAAGGCAAGAGGAAAGGGAGACCAAAGGCAGACAGCCAGGCCCUGAAAGAUAUCCCUCUGCCACUGAUGAACCAGUGGAAAGACGAGUUCAAGGCCCAUUCCAGGGUGAAAUGCCCGAAUUCGGGCUGCUGGCUGGAAUUCCCCAGCGUCUACGGCCUGAAAUACCACUACCAGCGCUGUCAAGGGGCCGCCGUGGUGGAGAAGCGGACCUUCCCCUGCCGGUACUGCGAAGCUGCUUUCACGUCCAAAACGCAGCUGGAAAAACACCGGCUCUGGAACCACCUGGACAGGCCGCUGCCGGCCGUGGCCCCCCCGCUAGGAAACAAAGUGCAGAAAGCCGCCGGCAAGGGCGGGGGCAAGAAAAGAGCUGCCGAGGGUUCAGCUUCCCCCACCAUCCAUCCCAAACAGGCAAAGGUGGAGAAGGCCGUCGCCCUGCAGCGCACCGAGAACGGGGAGUGCGCGGCCGUCAGCCCGGGCGGCAAACAGUUCCAGCCGUCGGGCGGCAGAGGCAGUGGGGCGGCAGCCGCCCAGCCGUCGGGCGGCAGAGGUGGCAAACAGCAGUCUGGUCGCCAGGCCGUGGUGCAGGAGGAGGACCCUGAGCGGAUGAAGCACAGAAGGAAACAGAAAACUCCUAAGAAGUUUACUGGGGAGCAGCCGUCCAUCUCGGGAACGUUUGGACUGAAAGGGCUGGCGAAAGCAGAGGACAAGGCGAAGGUGCACCGAGCAAAGAAACUGGAAGCAGCUCUAAACAGCAGUGGCAACAAUGACGAGCAGAAAAAGAAGCUGCUGGGAUCCGGAACGAAAAAGGAGGCGGCAGCGGCAGCGGCUUCUUCAGCCACAGCGAGCCCGGAGGAGCAGUGGCAGCGGACGAUCAACGAGAAAGGAGAGGUCGCCUGCCCCACCUGCAGCAUGAUAACCAGGAAGACGAUCCUCGGUCUCAAAAAACACAUGGAAGUCUGCCAAAAACUUCAGGAUGCCUUGAAAUGCCAGCACUGCAAGAAACAAUUCAAGUCCAAAGCCGGAUUGAAUUAUCACACCAUGGCUGAACAUGUCAACAAGCCUGUUCCUGUGGAAGCCACCCUCCCUCUGAAUGAGCACGAAGAGCGGGAAAGGCUGAGGAAAGUGCUAAAGCAGAUGGGGAAGCUAAAAUGCCCCAAUGAGGGCUGCAUCGCUACCUUCUCCAGCCUGAUGGGCUACCAGUACCACCAGAAGCGGUGUGGGAAGCAGCCGUCUGAAGUGGAGAAGCCAGUCUUCAGCUGCCGGCACUGUGGGAAGACGUACAAGUCCAAAGCUGGGCACGAUUACCACAUGCGGUCAGAGCAUCCCUCUACACCUCCCGAACAGCCUGAGGCCAAGCCUGAGGCCAACCCGGUCGAAGAUUUCGAGAGGACACCGAGUGGCAGGAUCCGGCGCACGUCCGCCCAAGUCGCUGUCUUCCACUUGCAGGAAAUUGCCGAGGAUGAGCUGGCCAAGGACUGGACCAAACGGAGGAUGAAGGACGACCUGGUCCCCGAGACGAAGCGGCUAAAUUACACCCGCCCCGGGCUUCCGAAGUUGAAUCCCAGGCUUCUGGAGACGUGGAAAAAUGAAGUGAAGGAAAAAGGCCACAUCAACUGCCCUAAUAACUGCUGCGCAGCCAUCUACUCCAGCGUGUCUGGUUUGAAAGCCCACCUUGCAAACUGCAACAAGGGAGACCAUUCCGUGGGCAAGUACCGUUGUCUUCUGUGUCAGAAGGAGUUUAGCUCAGAAAGCGGAGUCAAAUACCACAUCAUUAAGACGCACUCGGAGAACUGGUUCCGAACCUCUGCGGACGCCAUCCGGAAGAAGAAGAGCAGGGAACAGACCACUCCUAGCCACGAAGAGAAAAAGAAAAGCACAGACGGGAAAAAAAGAGGCCGAAAACCCAAGGAAAGGCCGCCGGAGGCUUCCGUGAAAAGCAAAGACAGCACGGCGGGAAAGACUAACCAUAAGAAAAUGACAGGGUUGUGGCAGGUCGCGGACUCCAACCCCGAUGGGCGAGAGAGAGGUAGCAAGCCCCCCCAGAACAAGAAAGGGGGAGCUAGUAAAAUGCCGGAGAAAUAAGCAGCUGAGAAGAAAGAAAAACUCUUCAAUGAUUAGUUUACAGCCCAGGGUCACGGGGUGGGGGGGGGUGGCGUUGGCGUUACUGCGUGAUUGCCGAACCCCCGCCCGGCCCCUCCAUCUUCUGCUCAUCCCUUUUUUUUAAAUCAAAAAGCCACUUUAAAGCAUAAUCAUGGACAUUUGUCUUCGCGCUGGAAAGAAGAAAACCAACGGGAUGGCCGGUACGAAUCUUCCACCGGGAACCUCCACGGAUUGUACAUACACUCGUGCGCUUACGUGGGUUGUAUGCCGUGUCCGCGGACAGGCCAUGCAACGACACGGUUGCUGGCGGGGUCUUGCGUUCAGCUUUUCCUCCUCCGUCCGUCUUCGAAGCCGGCUCCGCUCGACUGGCGAAGAGCAAACAGGUGUUGCUGGGCAAAAGGAGAGCAACGUGCAAUAGGUACCCAGGUGUGAGCUGGUCACCGUUCUUUAUUUGUGGGUUGCUUUUCAGGUAGCAGUCAUGUGUUAGGAAAUAGAGCUGGUGGGAAUUCUACGAAUGAAUUUAUUGUUGUGAUUGUGGUGGAAAACCAGCUUUCUUUUAUCCUUUUCAUAGGAAAUGCUUUUUUAAAAAAAAGAAAAGAAAAACCCGAUGAGAUUGUUUGACAAUGAACAUUUCAGAAUUUUUUUUUAAAAAAUCUUUCUUUCUUUUGGUUGGUUUUAUUAUGAUUAUUUACCCUGAAUUUGGAUCUUAGGUUUACUUUCAGAGUGCCAGUAGAUUAGCAAGAAGACAGCAACCAUUUGGGAAAUCAUAAUUUGGAUGUCAAGGUUUAAGGAAAUGAAACGUUCAUAGAAAACUAAAAUUGGGUGGGUGGGGGAAGUUUUGGUAACUUUUCUCCCAGAGUAAAUUGCCUGGGUAGUUUUAGUAUGUAAAUGGCAAUAGAAUUUUGUGAAAGCUUUUAUGUGAAGGAAGAUUUGAAAGGAACCCAUUCGUUGCGCGGGUGGGACACUUCGAAGAACAUACAAAAACACAAUACUAAGCAGGCCUAAUCAAUUAAUCAGUUCACCGGUCAAUUAGCUGAUUCUUAUAGAAUGUGAAAAGUGCAUUUGUGCAGAAUAGUUGGGUUUGUCCUGGCACGUAUAUUACCUCGACUCAAUGGCUGCAUUCGGACAACACAGUAGUCAAUGGUGGGUUAAUAGUCAACUCCACGGUUGAUUAUCAAGGGGGUCUUCCCCACAUGACAUGAUUAUAAUCAACCGUGGUGUGGA